AUGGCACUGGAACUCGAAGGGCUAAUUGCGCGUUUGUUGCUGGUUGUCUCAUGCGCUGGUGAACAGGGCCUUUCAACAUCGCAAUUCAUCGAUGCCGCAAAAUUGGCACUCUCUCCGCCGGAUAACACGACGUCUCUUCAAAGAGACAGAAGGCUUCAAGACCCAAUAUUCAUAUUAUCGGACUAUGGAGUCGGCACAAUUUGGAGAUGGCUAGUCCAACGGACAGACAUAUCAAUUGGCCCUCAGAGGAAAUAUAACCAUCUAAUGUUUGAAGAAGUAUUGGCGCUAGAAGAACUCGGCAAGGAUGGAUAUAACAACCGGCAUGGGCCAGCCCGCCAAAACGCGCACGACAGUCAUUUAACUUCACUAGAACGCAGUGCUCAAGACGAUAUCCGGAUUUACGUCUCGCAGGAAACAAUGUGGGAGGCGAUUACUGGGCAUGCAGUGGAUUACAAGCGUGUCCCUCGUUCCGAAUGGCUUCUGCUUCUCGGAAUCGCCUCAACAAAAGCGCAGGGCAUACUGCAAGGUGACCUUGGCCGUCUGGUUGAUCAGGAUAAACGCUCAGUGCCAAAGCGAACGGAUGCGCUGGUCAAGAAAGGAUACAUUACGAAACGAACAACUCUUGUUCGGGGAACAAAAACCAGCAAAAUGUGGUUGAAGCUAUUUUCUCCCCCACUCCCAAAAGACAGGAGUGCGACUGCGGAACCGGAGGCAGAAAUGAACCUAUCGCGCCAAGUCCUUGCCGCCAACCUUGAUGCCGUUCCUUGGCACACGAGAUGGACUGGGGAAUCUGUCGACUAUACAGCUUUAGCAACCACCAUAAUGGCCAUUUGUAAGGAAUGGGAUGUCUUACGCAUGCAGGAUUUGAAAUCAAAAUUGGGUGUCCUUGGCAUGCGAUGGCAGAUGAAAGUUGUUUCCAAAGUCUGCCGUUUCUUGAAUGCGCGAGACGCAAUUAGGACAACCGAAAUACACAACCAAGAUGGCCACGAUGGCGCCGGUUCACUUCUGGGCCAGCUUGCCUCCUCGAAAUGCCUAGGUGUCGCUCCACCAUGGUCGGCAGAUCAACCGCUUGCACUUAUCAUUGCAAAAAGCAUAAUGGCAUGCGGAGAGGCAGGAUUGACGAACCCGGAUGUAUACGGGCUAACCCUAGGUGCAUCCUUUACACGUUUCUUAUCUUCGUUGACCACAUGCAUUUCCACGACAAACAUUCAACCUGUUCAGCUACAGUACCUACAAGUAAGGAGUGAGCACUCCAGAGCUGGAAAAGUCGCAUCAUAUAGGUACUCCAUGUCAACUACCCUACCGGCUCUACCCGAUACUAUGUCGGCCGGUAGUGAUCAGCACGAGCGACAGACCAGACAAACCCGCACUCCCGUAUCGUAUGGUUUCCCCCAGGCAGCACACCCCAUCGGAAGUUCAAAGCUGGCCAUCCUAACGCAAUCCAACUUGUCCCAAAGGAGACAGAGGGGUAGGCCUCGAAAGAUGAGAUCAGAACAUCCGGCCGAUACGGAUACUGAUCGUAACAAUAUCCCACAGACGCCGGAUGUCAGCAACGAGGAUCUUAGUCGUCCAGAAGAAGACAGCCAACUCUGUACAAGAGACUCAAUGAUCAUCAAGUUGAGAUUACCACAAGAGACGCUGAAGGGAGUAGUGAAUCUAUCUUCUAUAUGGGAUGCGCCCACUCAAGAAAUCUCCCUCCAACACUCAAAACUGCCAUCAACAGAAGCAGGGAAAGGGGAAUGCCAGUCAAUGGAAGGCGACUUAGACUUACCGGCGCCGGAUAUAAUUACAUCACAGCCUUCUGAUUCGACUAUUCCUAUAGAAUCCUCUCAGUCUGCGGGACGGGGCCGGGGACGGGGACGGGGCGGAGGCCGAGGCCGAGGCUCUGGUCGCCCUGGUAACUUAGAAGUUGAGUCUUCCAACAAUGACACAGGCACAAGUAAAAGAUGGAAGUGCGAUAACUGUGGCAAAACCUGGAAAAAUGACAUUGGCCUUAAAUAUCAUCUCGAGCGGUCCCAAACCUCUUGUAAUCCAUCUUAUUCCCCCUUCAAUCUUGAUGGACUUCACCGAGAGAUGAAGUCUUCCCUUCGAUCCGCGAAAACAGCUGAAUCAUCUGAGAGAGUCAGUAAACUGCCCGCUCGAUCAACUCGCGGCUCACGGUAUAAUGAACCAACUAAGACGACCGACGAAGAAGAGAGAGCGAAAAGAGGAAAGAGGGAACAUGAACACGGCGCCGCAAGGGUCUCACAAUCCAACGUUUCACAAAAAAAAACUAAUGAUGAGGAGAGUAGAUAUUCACGAGGUGUGGUAUCAGCGACUACUCUGAGCCAUAUCAGCGAGAUUUACGCAAUGAAUCGACCGUCUAGUGAUCAACCUAGAUCGCAGCAUAAAAAUAUGUUGAAUAUAUCCUCUCUUCCCCAGGAACAGACUACUCUUAUGCGAGUUGAUAUAAGUCAAUCAAAUCAAGUACUUGAUCUAAAGAAUCGCAAAUAUGAUGCCAAUCAGCUAGAAAAUCUCUCUACUACUCUCACAUGGCCCAACCCAACCCAACCAGGCCUGUAUGCAGGUUUUAUGCCAUCUGUUGGCGAACCAGAUCUUCAAGAUAACUCUGGCGAAAGCUCCAAGGCUGCUGACCUAGUGCAUAUUACAGAGAAGGCAGAGGUAGGAUUGGCAACAAAUACGACAACUCGCGAACCUGCACCUGUCCACCUGGAGAAGGAGGUUCCUAAAAAGAAGGUUUCUAGAAAUGAAAUAACUGAUCAUAUCUCUACUCUGUUGAUGGAGAUGCUCAUCGAGCGGGAAGGUGUCCUCCCUGGAGGACACUCGCUUUGGCGUGCUCUCGCUGCCGUUUGGAAUACCAGAUACCCUGAGAAGCCGAUACCGAAGACAAAAGAUUAUCAGUGGGCCCUGAGCCGUAUGCUCAAAGAUAAAGCAGUUUUGGAGCAUUGGCAUGGAUUCCAAGACCACAGCGGUCUAUUCUCUAAAUGCCAAAUCUUGACACUACCGCAUCUUGAUGCAUUCUCCCCUGAGACCUUGGCUGUUGUCGAUAGUAUUAAGUUGCGACAUCCACAGCCUUUCAUACCUGCGCAAUCUCAACCACUAAGCAGCGAUACUGGACCAGGAGAGAAGAAGGAGAAUCGCCGAGGACGCCGCGUGCUUGCUGGCGAAGUUGCGCAGCUGGAUGCUCCGGUUUAUGCGGCUCAGGCUUCAGCCAAAAAGCGCCACGGAAUUAUGAGCGACACGAGUAGUCCAAAUAAGCGAAGAAAAACCGUACAAACCAGUAUAAAAAGCCAAGCUUUUACGUCUACACCAAUGCCGGCAGACGAGAAAUAUCGAGUAAGAUGGGCGUCAAACAGCCUGUUAUCUAACAGAACUAAUUUCCCCAAAUUGGACACUGCUCGUUUGAACCACGGAGCCAAAGUUCAAUUUCUAGCUCCAAAUCGAUUUCUGGAAGAUGAUUGGUGUGUGGACGGCUACCGAGUACCAGGAAAGAUAACACAACCUUUCCCAUUUAUUGAUUUGGAAACUACUCAACAGCAGCCCACUUCAGCAGCGAAGUCUACUAUUGCCGAGCCUGUGCAGUGUAUUGCGGGAAAAGAUGGAACUUGGCCAUACCUUGACCUGCAGUUCUUUGAAGAAAAGGCUAUCAACUCGAAUUUCACUAUGUUUGGAUGGAUGCCUGAUAUAGGGUGGUUUCAAUGGGCUGAUUGGGCCCAAAGUCUUGAGAAACGAAUUUCCGGAAAUGAUACUGGAACAGCCCAUGAUAUGUUUAGGGCUAGUUUACUGGACUGUUUUAGUGUAGAGGUGGCUCAAACAGAACAGUUCGUAAACGCUUUGCCGCUGGCUGCCGGCCCGCAUAACAUAUUCAUCAAUCUUUCAGUCGGACUUGAACAUGGAAUACCACCAAUGGAUUUAAGAUGGCAAUCUCAUGAGCAUCUGAACCCUCAGUCAAUUAGCAAAUCUAUUCACUCCUCAAGAUCGCUGCCCUCAAGCGAUGACAGCGACUCUGAUUUUGAUUUAGAUGCAUUUGAUCCAAAGCAUCCACAGCAGCUCUUAGGCGCUACUGAUGCAAAUCAGUCGAAGGUUAAGCGAGUGUCUUUGAUAACUCGCCCGCUCACUUCAAUAUUCCAAAGAGAAGCGUAUGCAUCAGAUGAGCUGAGAGGAAUAGGGGCGGCGGAUAGCCCGCUGACCAACCAAGAAGACCUCUUGACUGCUUUCAUUGUCGUCCGUGUCUUACUAGGAGGUGCAGACAAAGCAAUCGACUGGGGUAUAUUGCUCCACAUCUUCCCAAACACCCGGCUUGCCAGCUUGCGCAAAUUCUGGGCAACGGCAUGCAAAGAGCAGAGACCGCACAUUAAGAAACUUACGCGAGAUGUCCAGGAACGGUUGAUUGAAAGCUUUGAAAGCCAGGAGCUCCCUAUGAUUGACUUUGAAGCCCCAGUGCAUUAUGACUGGCGGACACUUAUUAAGUGGGCAACAAGAAUAUCUCGCCAGAGGAACUAUCAUAUCCCCCACACAAGAGAACUUCUUUCUAAUCGGUUCUCGCUGAUCACUACCACAUCAGCUGAGGAGGAUUGGGGCGAGAGAUUUUUCCACGCUCAAUCCUCGAUCUUUUCGCGGUUCGAGGCAGUUACAUCAGAACCCGGCGCACUUCGUGUUGAUGGCAUCUUCGAUCAAGGCAAUGAUGGUAGCAAUGUUCAGAAUUUGGACAUUGCCAGAUCUUGGAUUAAAUCACUUUGCUGCACUAGCGAAGCGAAAUACUCCGUGCGAAAAAUCAAAGACAAAUUCCUCACGUUAUCUGGAGACGGCGCAGAACGAAGCUCGCUGCUUCUCAAAGAAGCCAUUGUUCAACUCACGACCCAAAGGGUUAUAUGCAGGAGCAAAAAGACACCACUUGGAGGGCGACCUUACAGGUUAAGUGAGUGGUAUUUGUCAACGCUCACUAGAGUGGCACAGCGCUCAAAAUACCAAGAUGCAGCUGCUUUCAAAACGCAAAUGGAUGGCAUAUUCCGCACGGGAGGAAUUUUCGAGAUAUCGUACACCCUGAACGAUGGUUCCAUGAUGGCACUGACGAAUUUGAAUGCUGCGGGAAAAAUCAAACUGGUACCUCUAGAUAUACCAAACAUCCCUUUUGGAUUUGAGCCAGGUAACUAUGAAAGCCGGAAGUAUCCGAAGUCCUACUAUCAUUUUCGACUCCGCGCAAAACCCACAAACUUGUACCAGUACAACGAGGAUAUCGCUGUGCUACAAGCCGUGGCGCGGGAGAAUUUGCCCAGCACCACGAUGAAAGGAGAAAUUCCACAGUGGGUUGAUUUUUUUGGGAAAUACGAUACUAGGCGGUGGUGUGAUAUCCUCGGAGCUUUUUGUUUUACUUAUGCUACGAAAGGCCCCAUGGCGGCUAAGGAUGUAUGCAACUCUCUGAGUCCUAUUCUAGAUGAGUUUGAAGCACGGCUCAUUAUAGAAUGGGGCAUAAAAACCAAUGUUUUGGAGGAGGUUAUGGAUGGAUCCUCUGUAACUGUAGGAGAGUGGUGGUGGCUGGCUGUACCAUGGCAAUUUGAUCGGUAACGAGAGUAGGGCCGCCAGCAGAAAAAGAAGCGUUCAGGGAGCAUAAGCUUUCACGCUGUGCCGGAGUUAAUCUCAUGUCUUUUCUAUGCUGAGCGUUAAUAGCAUUUCAUCUAGGCUACCCCUCAAUUUUGAAGAUAAUCAACGUCGAAUGAAGAUAUUG
Messenger RNA from Trichoderma atroviride IMI 206040, 5725 nucleotides. The record is from RefSeq and is a predicted model, not a curated record. Lineage: Eukaryota; Fungi; Ascomycota; Sordariomycetes; Hypocreales; Hypocreaceae.